Molecule: messenger RNA, 3444 nt
Organism: Orussus abietinus
Lineage: Eukaryota; Metazoa; Arthropoda; Insecta; Hymenoptera; Orussidae
Product: sodium-independent sulfate anion transporter
Exons: 10
Coding region: 811-2709 (632 amino acids)
Biological process (GO): transmembrane transport
Cellular component (GO): membrane
Molecular function (GO): sulfate transmembrane transporter activity
Source: RefSeq, a predicted model, not a curated record
GGGGAACAAAAUGGCCGAUCGACUUUUGUCAUUCUGAUUUUAAAAAGCGUGUUUUCAAGCAGAUAUAGUUUUGCGCGAAACGAGCGAAAUUUAAAAUUCCUUGCAAAAUGAGAAAAACUGUUGGUAAUAAAAUGAGGGUUUAAAAUUUCCGCUGGAUCCACUGCUACUUUCCGUUGGAACCGUCGCAUGAUUACAAAACGCAACUUAAAAUAUCUCGAAAACCAGGAAUCUUUCAAAAUUUUGCAAAAGGAACUUUCUCUUCGGUUUAAAACGGAGAACAAAAUGGCCGAUCGACUUUUGUCAUUCUGAAUUUAGAAAGCGAGUUUUCAGGCGGAAACUGUCCGUGCGCGGAACGAGCGCAAGAAAGCCGCUCCAGUUUUUCCGGAGCGAACCGAAUCGGCGGUCGAGAAGAAUUGGUCGCUUGUUAUGCGGCGAAGAAAAAAAAGGAAAAGAGUAGGAGGCACUUAUCUCCGACUAGCGUUACGCGAAAUGUACAGAGAGCCGGUGGAGAGGUGGACGGUCUAAUGUAAGUCGGCAUGUCGUCCACCAGGCCAGUCACAAAUCCGACCGUUCUCCGAUUCGACCGACUCUUUGCGCGAUUGUGCACCGCAAAAGUGAAUGGAGAAAUUGCAAGGCAUUUUCUUUCGUACUUAUCGAAGCCGAAGAGAUAUCUGGCAGGCAAAACCGAUGUCGAUUUUUUUAAGGAACAUCGAAAUGGAUUACAAGUUUCUUCACAAAGAUUGAGACUCAAGACGACUCUACAUAAGUGAGGCCACUGAUAGUCCAAAACUUCAGACAGGGGACACCAAAAUGGCGGUCAAGGAGAAGCCUCGAUUAAAGACGAGCGUAAAUUUCCGGAAGCUCGUUAAGAAACGAGUUCCGAUUUUCUCCUGGCUUCCGCAAUACGACUCCGAAAAGUUCUUCAGCGACAUAAUCGCCGGCAUUACGGUCGGCCUCACUGUAAUCCCCCAAGGACUCGCUUACGCCACUUUAGCAGGUCUAGAACCUCAGUAUGGCCUCUACUCCGCUUUUAUGGGCGCCAUGGUGUACGUCCUUUUCGGCUCCUGCAAGGACAUCACCAUUGGUCCUACCGCACUGAUGGCUUUAAUGACCCAUGAGUAUGUUCAAGGUCGAAAUGUUGACUUUGCCAUACUUUUGGCAUUCCUGACCGGAUGUAUGCAACUAUUGAUGGCUUUCUUGAGGCUCGGUGUACUUAUCGAUUUCAUAUCGAUACCAGUGACGGUGGGCUUUACGUCGGCAACAUCGGUGAUCAUCGUCGUAUCCCAACUGAAAGGGUUACUGGGUCUGAAAAUCACGGCUUCAGGGUUUCUCGAAACCCUGGCGAAGGUUUUCCAAAAUAUAGGACACGUCAACCUCUGGGACACUGGGAUGAGUUUGUCAUGCAUCAUCGUUCUCUUACUUUUUAGGAAAAUGAAAGACCUGCGACUAUGCAAACGUGGAGAGAAGCCAACGAGACGUCAGCAAGUGGCUAUGAAGACAAUAUGGCUGACCUCGACGGCAAGGAACGCGAUAAUAGUCGUCGUCUGUUCGACUAUCGCGUACAAAAUGGAGGGCAACAGCAGAGCACAGGCGUAUUUCGCCCUGACGGGCCCCGUUAAAUCCGGACUUCCGCCCUUCGGGCUGCCGCCGUUCACCACGGAAGUGCGGAACAGGACCCUCGGCUUCCUGGAGAUGUGCACCGAGCUGGGCCCCUCGAUAGUCCUGGUGCCGAUAAUCGGAGUCCUCGGGAACGUCGCCAUAGCCAAGGCCUUCGCCAACGGCGAUAACGUCGACGCCACCCAGGAGUUGCUGACUCUGGGGAUCUGCAACGUCCUCGGGUCCUUCGCCAGCGCCAUGCCGGUCACCGGGUCCUUCAGCAGAUCCGCCGUGAACCACGCAAGCGGCGUCAGGACGCCCAUGGGGGGCAUCUACACGGGGCUCCUCAUACUCCUGGCUCUGAGUCUGCUCACUCCAUACUUCCAUUACAUUCCGAAAGCUUCCCUGGCCGCGGUGAUCAUUUGCGCCGUAAUCUACAUGAUUGAGUACGAAGUCGUCAAGCUGAUGUGGCGCUCCAGCAAGAAGGAUCUAAUCCCGACUUUUGCUACCUUCGUCUUCUGUCUGAUCAUCGGAGUGGAGUACGGAAUCCUGGUGGGAGUCAGCAUUAAUCUCAUGUUCCUGCUCUACCCUUCUGCAAGGCCAACGAUCCACGUCGAAAAGUGUCUCACAGAGGCCAACGCAGAAUAUUUAUUAGUGACUCCCGGAAACAGUAUGUAUUUCCCUGCUAUUGACUUUAUCAAACAAUGUGUCGGCCAAGCAGGCAGAAAAGAAGGUUCCAGCCAACUUCCGGUCGUUGUCGACUGCCGAUACGUUUUAGGAGCUGAUUUUACAGCUGCAAAGGGAAUCUCCGCUCUGAUAAGCGAAUUUAAGAAUCGCAAACAAGGACUCUACUUUUACAAUCCUCGAUCGGACGUUGUUGCAGUAAUGAAAGGAGCCUGUGGGGAAGACUUCCAAUAUGUUUCCACGCAAGAGGAAUUAUCUUACUUGCUGAAUGCAACUGCAGACAAAUCAAGGGAGCUCCAGAUUCCACGAGACCCUUCAAAUCUGCCUCUAAUGGCGAUUAAUUGCGAUCUAAUCCACCGAAGUGUUCAUUCUUCAUGCCACGAUCUCAGCGAAGUGACUUCGACAUUAUUGCAUGCGACACAAAGCUAGGAUCUAAAUUAAGGACUUUUUAAAUCAUAUAGCAAGACUCGUAGACAUUAUUUAAUUGAAUAAGAAUAUUUAAACCUUUGUGCUCUCAUUUUUUUUUAUAUUUAGAGUGUCUCAGACCUUGAGGACAAAAAAUAUAUGGCGAUAAUCUCUGUUUAAUUCUGAAAAGGAAUGUCCGAUGCAAACUUGACUCCGAAUUGUAGUUUCAAACACUGCAGUAGUUUAAGACGAAAUGAAGACGGUUCGGUACAAUAUCCGUAGGAAAAAAGUGUCUUAUUCGAGUCGACUGAUUUGAGGGUUAUUUUCACUUAACCUUAAACUACUGUAGUUUUAAAACUACAAUUGGAAUCCAAGUCUGCGUUAGAUAUUAUUCUUCAAAAUUAAAUAGAUUUUAUCGUCACGUAUUUCUUGUUCACGAGGUCUGAAACACCCGGCAUAUAUUUUAAACUUCACAUGACUCAAUCUCGCUCUCUAUUCAUUAUCUCAGGUUGCUCAAAGGCAAAUCGUUAAACUGAACGCACUGCGGAGUAAAAAAGUUCCAUUCCUUCGAAUAUAUUUUUCAUUCGUAGUUAAGCGUUUCCUUUAACCGUAAGAAAUGUUUACCAAAUUCCAAUUUGUACAUGACUUUUUGUGAAUAAUUCCUUAAUGAACAUUGCAGGAAAUUGUAAAGGCACGAGCAAAACUUAAUACGAUUGUUUUUCUAGAUGAAUACAACAGAGUAUUAUUUAUUUAAAAAAA